Choloepus didactylus (southern two-toed sloth) is the source of this 4059-nucleotide messenger RNA. It is a transcript of the gene FAM151B, whose product is annotated as family with sequence similarity 151 member B. NCBI's taxonomy places the organism in Eukaryota, Metazoa, Chordata, Mammalia, Pilosa, Megalonychidae. The transcript is spliced from 6 exons. Bases 266 to 934 code for a protein of 222 amino acids. The record is from RefSeq and is a predicted model, not a curated record.
GGGCUUGGAGUGAAAAUAUACUGGAAUAUUUUCUGAGAAAUAAUCAGAUUACAACAGAAGAUGGCGCUGAGAUCAUCUGGUAUCAUGCAGCUAACCACAAGGCACAAAUGAACGAGGCACUGAAAAUGUACUGAGGAAGAGCUCCGUAAAUAUGUGGAUGAAGCCAUGAUAUACUAACAUAUAAAUAAUUUCCAUGGGCAGCCUUUAUGCCUAGGCUAGAAACCAAGCCUUUUGGAUUACUGAUUCAAUCUGUGGUACUGCUCACAUGAUAGAGGCUGACGUCCUUCUUCCCAGUGAUGGAUCAGAACAUGGCCAACCAGUCAUGGCCCACCCUCCUGAAACCAACAGUGAUAACACUCUACAGGAGUGGCUGGCUGAGGUUAUGAAAAGCAAUAAAGGCAUCAAGCUAGAUUUCAAGAGUCUGGCAGCUGUAGAACCAUCCAUGAUGCUCUUGGAAAAGGUGAAGAGGCUUCUGCAGCGCCCAGUGUGGAUUAAUGCUGAUAUUCUUCCUGGUCCAAAUGGAAACAGCAGAGUCGUGGAUGCAAAACCGUUUAUAGACACUGUGACAUCCUUCUUUCCAGAUGUGACUUUUUCCCUGGGAUGGACCACAGGCUGGCAUCCUCAGACAGUCAAUGAAGGAUACAGCUGGACGAUGGUGAAAGAGAUGGAAUAUAUAUGCAGUGAAUUAAAUCAGCCUGUGACAUUUCCUGUUAGAGCUGCAUUGGUCAGACAGUCUUGUUCUCAGUUACUUUGGCUAUUAAAACAAUCAAACAGGUACAGCCUGACUAUUUGGACUGGAAAAAAUGAUAACUAUUCCAUUGAAGAUUUACUUUGUAUUAGAGACCAUUUUGACAAAAAACAAGUUUUCUAUGACAUCCUAGAACCACAGAAUCGUGAAUUUAAACAAGCCGUUGGAAUUAAAGUUAAACUCUAAGAAGAAAAUUCUUCUGAGUUAUUUCAUAUGUUUUGGUUUCAUAAGCCUUUUUGUUUUGUUCUGAAUCAAUUACCAUAUAAAUUAUGAUUGCUGAUUUAGGUUCCAGUUCAUCCCAUCAAAAACAUUUAUUGAGUGCCUACUCUGUUACGCAUGUGUUCUUAUACUAGGGCACUUGUCUAAAAGAUUUGGAAAGGAAAACGUUACCCCGAAACCCUUUAUAAACACUAAUUUUGACAUGCUGACAAUGACUCAAAGAAUCCACUUCUGUCAUAGAACAAGUAUAAGCCACAUUUUGUUGGUACUUGCAUGACAGAAGUUUCACAGGAAUAUGGCACCCUCUUGCCUUUCUCCUGGAAAACAGGUUAUUUUAGAGAUAAGAAAAGAGUAAGGGGGCUUAAAAAAUAUUUUUAGCUUUCAUUGAAGUGAGCAGCUUUCACAUACCAAGAUCAAAUCAAUUAACUGAAAACAAUAUAGAUUAAAUUAGAUGGAUCUAGAAUUUCCAUAUUUUAGGGAAGCAUACUGGCACCUGUGAAUAUUUUUUGUGUUCUUUGUUUCUAUCCUGGUAUCUUAUCUAUAGAUAGAGCAAAAUACUAUCAAAGAGCAGAAUUUAAUACAUCAUUUGUUUUCCAAGUUUCUUAGUCCAGGCCCUUGUUCUUGGGCUGGAAUCACAUGACUUCAUGACUUCAUUCCUUAUGCCCUCCCUGAGUUACCCUGAGUAUAUCUGCUAAGGAAAACUUCUUAAAUACUUUUUCUUCAUGGCAAAUCGAAAACCUCAAGGGACUUCUUGAAUUCAGAUUUAUUGACUUUUCCUCCCUCAAGACUCUUUAUAAUGUAGUCUAACCUAAAAGUCAACUCAAUGGACCAUAGAUCUUACUUUAAUCAUCAAUUUUAACUAUUGAAUAUUUCUUCUUAUAUGUCAUGCUUUGUUAUGUCUCCUCAGCUAGCUUAUAAAUCCCUUCACAAUAAUGGUUCGUACUUCUUAAAUAUCCUUGAUAGUGCCUGGCAGAAAAACUUGUUUUUUCUUUGACUUAUCGAAAAAGUAAUUUACCAGUAAAUGUCCUAUUACAUGUAAUUUGUCUUUUACUCAACUAUUUUCUCCCAGAAUAUAAAGUAGUUCUAUAUAGAGAAAAGAGUUUGGGUUUUGAAGUCAGGCUUCCUUUAUAGCCCCACCUCUGUCCUUACUGGUUUUAGAUUUGGGGAAAUAUUUAACCUCAUCAAGUGUUGGUUUCCUCAUCUGUAAAAUGGGAGAAAAAUGAGGAUUUCCUUGUAGGGUUGUUGUGAGGAUUAAGUGAGAUUGAUAUGAUAGAGGCUCACAUGUCCAUCAAUCAUAUACUAAGUGUUUAACUUAGUUUUUUUUAGACUUAUGUAAUCAUGUCCAUAAUAGAUGGAUGGAUGGCAGAUAGCUCUAAGACAUGAUACAUUGUGGACACAAAGACAAUUAUAAUACAACUACUUUAAAUUUUACCUCCAACUGAAUGCAGUGCUAUUUGUCAAAUAACACUUGAAACUUGACUUUCUACCAUUGCCAAUGGUAAAAAAUUCAAUUUCAUAAUUAUAAGGUUUUACAAUUGCAACAAAGAAAAACUCUUAAAAAUAUAGUCAAGCAUAGUGUUUAUAAAUUUUGCUUUAUAUAUAAUAAUAAUGAACAUGCAUUAUUUUUGUAAAGAGAUUUGAUUUUACAAGUGAACUACAUUUUGAUGCAGUUUGAAAUAAAAUUCAUUUUUUUUGCAGAAGGUUAUUUUUACUACUUAAUUAUCUGGCCCUUGAUAAUAUUUUUUAAAAUAGUCUUUUGGCAAAAUUAUCUUCUAUUGUGAAAACUAUCAGCUGAGUGUUACUUAAAUUACGGUUUGAAGUUAUAUUUUAAAUUGUUCUCAGAAACAAAAACAUAAGAGAAUUGUAAAGUGUAUUCUGUUGGAAAGUAAAUUUUUAAUGGAUAUCCAUAUGGGAAAAAUAGUCUUGAGCCCUACCUCACACUAUACACAAAUAAUUGAUGAUGGAUCUUAGACCUAAAUGUGAAAGCUAAAACUAUAAAUCAUUUAGAAGAGAAUAUAGGAGACUGUUUUCCUGUCUUUGGAGUAGGCAGAGAUUUCUUAUGUAUAAAGAAAGCUUUAAUCGUAAAAGAAAAAGUUGAUAAAUGGACUAUCAAAAUUUGAAACUCCUCAUUAAAAUACAUCAUUGCAACAUAUCUGACAGAGGACUUGUUUUCAGAGUUUGUAAAGAGCUCCUAUAAAUUUAUGAGAAGAGACAACCCAAUUAAAAAUGGGCAAAAGACUUGAACAGCUAUUUCACAAAAUGAAAUACUAAAGAAUGACCACUAAGGAUAUGAAAAGAUGCCUAACAGCAUCACUCAUCCAGGAUUUGCAAAUUGAAACCACAGAGAGAUACCAAUACACAUCUAUCAGAAAGGCUAAUAUUAAAAGGACUGGCAAUACCAAGUUUGGUGAGGAUAUAUAGCACCAGAAUUAUCAUACAUUGCUAAUGGGACUGUAAAAUGGUACAGCCUCUUUGGAAAACUGUUUUGCAGUUUCUGACAAAGAAGUACAGUCUACCCUAUGACCCAACCAUUCCAACCCUAGGAAGAUACACAAGAUUAAAGAGCUCAUAUGAACACAUAAAAAGACUUGUACAAUAAUGUUCACAGUGGCUUUAUUUUUAAUAGCCAAAAACUGGAGACAACCCAAUUUCCAUCAUGGAGAGAGUUGAUAAAUGAUACAUUCAUAUACCAGACUAUGCAGCACUGAAAAAGAUUGGCAUUCUGAUACAUGCAACAAUAAGAGCAAAUAUCAAAAACAUUUUAGCAAAAGAAACAGAUGCAAAUGAAUACAUACCAUAUGAUUCCAUUUAUAUGAAGUUCAAGAACAGGCAAAACUAAUGUUUGCUGAUAGAAUAAUGGUUACCUUUGAGGUUGGGUGGGUAUUGGCUAUGAAGAAGCACAUGGGAACAUUUUGGAGUGAUGAAAAUGUUCUGACUUGUUCUAGGGUGGCUAUUUUGAUGAACAUAUAGCAAAAAGAUUGAAUUGAACUGUUCACUUAAUAUUUGUGAAUUUUACUGUAUGCAAAUUAUACAUCAAUUUUUAAAAAUUUAAAGGCCUUGAUGUAUAAGAAAGCAAUAGAAUAUUAUGAAGA